Molecule: messenger RNA, 1961 nt
Organism: Ornithodoros turicata
Lineage: Eukaryota; Metazoa; Arthropoda; Arachnida; Ixodida; Argasidae
Product: zinc finger protein ZFP2-like
Exons: 5
Coding region: 38-1897 (619 amino acids)
Biological process (GO): regulation of transcription by RNA polymerase II
Cellular component (GO): nucleus
Molecular function (GO): RNA polymerase II cis-regulatory region sequence-specific DNA binding; DNA-binding transcription activator activity, RNA polymerase II-specific
Source: RefSeq, a predicted model, not a curated record
ACAUCUUCGAUAGCUCUGAUGAGAACCAGAUGAAAACAUGGACAUCUCGACUAGUACAGCUUCGGACGUCGCAAGUGAAACUACAAAUGCGACGGUUCAAGUGGUGCAGGACGCUAGAGACGGUUACAGGUGCAUCUCCUGCGAUUCAGGCUUCGGCAGCAUCGAUGAACUACUGGUGCACAACGUUGCCUGUCACGAGCAGACACGUCGGUUACCUGAUGCGGAACCCGGUACAGGUGAUGCUCAUGGUGAGGGAGAAGGUGGGUUGCCUGGUUUCGGAAACGAAUGCGUCGUCUGUGGUGACGUCGUCGAACCCUGGGUCGCACUCCGUAGACACAUGACGUCACACGAUCCGACUCCACCGGGACCAGCAUUCUUCAGCGACUGUCGCAUGGCCGACGGAACCUUUCAGUGUCCUAUUUGUGGUCAAGCGAGAACGCGUAUAUGCAGGCUUCGUAGCCAUUACGGCUGCCACACUAGUGCUCGCGUCUUCGCCUGUCCAAAGUGUCCACGUGCCUACAAGAGAUGCCGGCAGUUCCUUAUCCACUUCAGGACAAGUCAUACGCCCGUUUGGACUUAUAAAUGUGAUCAGUGCGACUUUACGACUGCCGACUGGCACACUUUACGUAGGCACACGCUAAGACAUGCUCGCAUUAUCCGGAGGGAGCGGUGCCAAGUUUGCUUCGAGGCCAUACCGGAGGACAAACUUUUAUACCACUACUACCAGCAUACGGGCGAGAAGCCGUACAAGUGUCAGCACUGCAACUCCAGCUUUAUCCUCGCUUUACAUCUGAGACGCCAUGUCAAACGCGCGCAUGAGAGAGUGGAACGUGCUUCUGGCCGUGAGGGACCCAAGGGACGUCCAGCACAGGCAUCUACAGUGGCACUUUCAGACGACGGCCUGCCGGGCUUGGACAACCGGUGUGUCGUCUGUAGCAAGACAUUCCCCUUGUGGCAUCUACUGUGGGCACACAUGCAGACACACGAUUAUGCCCCGCCAGAUCUAAGAUUACUGGAGACGUGCCGCUUGACAGACGGGACUAUUCAGUGUCUUAUCUGCGGUAAACUCCAAGACAACAUGAGCAGUCUUCGCCGUCACUAUACGUGUCACACCAACCUACAACCUUUCAACUGUCCAAAGUGUCCACGAACAUACAAGACGGCGCAUGCCUUCAUCACACACUUCAAGAGGGCUCACACAUCACUAGCCCGGAUUUAUCGCUGUGAGAGGUGCGAUUUCACGACCCUGCAUUCCUCCAUGAUAAGCAGACAUCAAUUGGAGCAUGACGGAAUCGCACAAAAAGAACGCUGCGAAGUGUGCUUCAAGAUGAUCGGGAAAUGCAGACUCCGGUACCAUUACUUUAUUCACACAGACGAGAAGCCGCACGUUUGCAACGUGUGCGGCAAAGGAUACAGUAUGGGAACACUUCUGAAACGACAUAUCGCUUCCAUACACUUGGGCAUCAAACGCAAGUACGAACGCAGAGAUUGUCAAGUGUGCGGUGUGCGGGUAUGUUCCAAGACCUUCGAAUCACAUAUGCGACGUCACACCGACGAACCUACGAACAUCUGCUGCGUCUGUGGGAAGCACUUUUACAGCCACAAGAAAUACACGCUUCAUAUGGAGAGAAUACACGUAGGCAUCAAGGAUCGGAAGUGCCCGGUGUGCCAAAAAGCGUUUUACAAUGCCUCGGAGGUGUCCCAACACAUGCCGGUGCACCUGGACGAGAAGCGGUUCAAGUGCGAAGUGUGCGGGAAAGCGUUCAAGUGGAAGCACAAGAUCGGGGACCACAUGAAGACGCACAGCGAGGAACGACCUUUCAAGUGCGAACUCUGCGGAGAAGCGUUUAAGUGGAAGCAUAAUCUGGCCAAUCACGGGCGUGCCAAGCACAAGUGAAUUCUAUGCUUGAUACUCAUCGUGGUUCCCUUCGGAGGGCGGCAGUACACUCUUAAAGAUGAAC